Durusdinium trenchii is the source of this 495-nucleotide messenger RNA. The record is from the annotation of a GenBank genome assembly. NCBI's taxonomy places the organism in Eukaryota, Dinophyceae, Suessiales, Symbiodiniaceae.
AUGCUUCGCGCGCAACUCUUUGUCCCGCUGGUUUUUGCUGCUGUGAUUGCAGGGAUGUUCCUGCUAUCGGCAUUGAUCUCAUAUGGUUUUCACUUGCUUGGCAUCAACUUUCAGGAGGAUCCUUCCAGGCGUGGCUCCACUUUGGACCGACGACCGUUGACCGAAAAGCAACAGAAAGCCUUGGAGGAAGAGAUCCAAGCGCAUCUUCCAGAUGUUUUCGUCUCUGCAAGUGGGGGCGAGGAGAUGACUUGCCCAGUGUGCUUAGAUGUGAUUCAGGCGGACGAGCCAGCAAAGCAACUGCAAUGCAAGCACUACUACCAUAGCAGCUGCCUCAUUGCGUGGUGCACCAAAAAGAUUCAAAAGGAGUGCAUCAAUCAGACUACGAUACAGUGCCCCAUUUGCCGAAGCCCUCAUCCGCUUGACAACAUCGACGAGCAACCCGAGCUCGCUCAACAGCUGGGUCGUUCGCUGGAGAUCGUCGAAGAGGUGGUCUAG